This is a messenger RNA of Salvia miltiorrhiza (redroot sage), 1940 nucleotides long. Its product is annotated as eukaryotic translation initiation factor 2 subunit gamma-like. Gene Ontology annotation, molecular function: GTP binding; GTPase activity; tRNA binding. The transcript is spliced from 9 exons. Gene Ontology annotation, biological process: formation of translation preinitiation complex; positive regulation of translational fidelity. The record is from RefSeq and is a predicted model, not a curated record. Gene Ontology annotation, cellular component: cytosol; eukaryotic translation initiation factor 2 complex. Bases 390 to 1784 code for a protein of 464 amino acids. Lineage: Eukaryota; Viridiplantae; Streptophyta; Magnoliopsida; Lamiales; Lamiaceae.
GCAGCCCAAUUGUUUAGUUAAUUAAGCCCAAUUCAAUUCAAAACAAGGCCCAAACUUUCUCUCUCUUGAUUUACCCACAGACCCCUCUCUCUGCUCAUUCUUUCCCUUCACGCUAAAACACAGAAAACUUCCCAACUGCCGCCGCCUCCUUCUCCGGCGAGGAUCUGCGCGGCGGACCGCCACUACUACCGCCGUCCGUCUCCCUUCACUGCUCUCUCGGCGGAGCAGCAGCAACUUUCUGCCGCCGCCCCGACUGCCAUCUUCCUCCCUCCCUCAGCACCUCUCACCUCGGCUCUACCCAACUCGACACACGCUGCACUCAACAAUAAGCCUCUGGUUUAGAUUUGUAUUUUCAUAUUGAAUAAACCAAUCUACUACGAGCUGCCACAAUGUUGAGGAAGGGCUUGAUGGAGCAGGAUUUAAGCAAGCUGGAUGUAACAAAACUAAAUCCACUGUCGCCUGAGGUUAUUUCUCGCCAGGCCACCAUCAACAUUGGCACCAUUGGGCAUGUGGCUCAUGGGAAGUCAACAGUUGUGAAGGCCAUCUCUGGUGUCCAGACUGUUCGCUUUAAAAAUGAACUGGAACGUAAUAUUACUAUCAAACUUGGGUAUGCCAAUGCCAAGAUAUACAAGUGUGAAGAGGAUCGAUGCCCUCGGCCUAUGUGUUACAAGGCGUACGGAAGUGGGAAAGAAGAUAGUCCAAUGUGUGAUGUCCCUGGGUUUGAGAACUGUAGGAUGAAAUUGCUUAGACAUGUAUCUUUCGUUGAUUGUCCGGGUCAUGACAUUCUCAUGGCUACAAUGCUUAAUGGAGCAGCAAUUAUGGAUGGAGCUUUACUUCUAAUAGCUGCCAAUGAAAGUUGUCCUCAACCUCAGACAUCGGAACAUUUAGCUGCUGUGGAAAUCAUGCGUCUGCAACAUAUCAUAAUACUUCAAAAUAAAGUUGAUCUUGUUCAGGAAAAUGUCGCCAUCAACCAGCAUGAAGCCAUUCAGAGGUUCAUUCAGGGGACUGUUGCAGAUGGUGCGCCAGUGGUUCCGAUUUCUGCCCAGCUGAAAUAUAACAUUGAUGUUGUAUGCGAAUAUAUUGUGAAAAAAAUCCCAAUCCCAGAGAGGAACUUCACAUCACCACCAAAUAUGAUUGUGAUCAGGUCUUUCGAUGUCAAUAAGCCUGGGUCUGAAGUUGAUGAAAUUAAAGGUGGUGUCGCUGGUGGUAGUAUUCUUAAGGGUGUUCUGAAAGUAAAUCAGUUUAUUGAGGUCCGUCCUGGUAUUGUCGUCAAAGAUGAGAAUGAUAACAUCAAGUGCACCCCUAUAUACUCCAGAAUAGUAUCCUUGUAUGCUGAGCAGAAUGAAUUGCAAUUUGCUGUUCCUGGAGGCCUUAUUGGAGUUGGAACAACAAUGGACCCCACACUUACUCGUGCUGAUAGGUUGGUUGGCCAGGUUCUCGGAGAAGUUGGUUCUCUACCAGAAGUAUAUGUUGAACUAGAGGUUAAUUUCUUUUUGCUGAGGCGGCUGCUGGGUGUCAGGACAAAGGACACAGAGAGGCAGGGUAAGGUGACGAAGCUGACAAAGGGAGAGAUGCUAAUGUUGAACAUAGGAUCUAUGUCAACCGGAGCUCGUGUUGUUGCUGUCAAGAAUGUGUUUGCAAAACUGCAGCUCACUUCUCCCGUGUGCACCAGUAAAGGAGAAAAAAUUGCGUUGAGUAGAAGAAUCGAUAGGCACUGGCGUCUGAUUGGCUGGGGUCAAAUUCAAGCCGGUAUCACUCUUGAUGUUCCGCCCUGCCCCAUCUAAGUGAAUUGCUGCAUUUACAUAUCAACUGAAAAACCACCAGAAAGCAAGGAAGUGACGAUGUUUGUUCCUAGGAGGAGAAAAAGAUUGUCGACAGUUUUGAAUACUUUUAUUGUUUGUGACGAUGUUUAUCCUAUUUUCUUUACUUUUUGGAGUUCA